CGGGGGGAACUAAGUUUAUCUGGCGCCUGGCACCGGCUCCGCCGUUACUGUACCCUUCAUCCUCCUCGUUCUUGCUGGCGUCGAUCCGCGACCCCUCGGCCUCUCCCCCCGCCGGGCCGCAGUCUCCGGACAUCGGCUCGUCGCAGUUGGCCUCGCCGUCCUCCUCCAUCCUCAUGAUGCUCGUGUCUUCGCAGAACUCAUAAUCGUCCGACAUGUUGCCAGAUCGUCCGAAGUCAAGUCGAAAGCCCGGGACGUGGAGUCGGAAGCUAAGCUAAGUUUUGCUAAAGCUGGCGCUGACGCUGCUGCUACCUACGUAUGAAGCGCCGAACUGAAGGGUGGCGUCACUCUGGCUCGUGAAAAAGGCUCAUUCAAGGAAAAGGCGUCAUUUAAAAGAUGUAAUUCCGCAGUUUAGGUGUCAUCGCAUGGUUUUUCGGUCUUGGCUGGAGACGCCGUCCUCUUCACACGUCAGGCGGUAAAGACAUAGCGACGCAACACCGCCUCCCACUGGCGAGUGCCACUCACUAUCAAUAGCCAGGAAUCCCACGGACCCUUCGCAGGGCGUUGGUGGUAUAGUGGUUAGCAUAGCUGCCUUCCAAGCAGUUGACCCGGGUUCGAUUCCCGGCCAACGCAGCUCUUUUACUCCCUUUACUUUUAAAAAAUCCUUUUUUGUCUAAGAUUAGAGAAUGUAUCGUGGCGGGCCUGUCCGGAAGGUUUGCACGCAAGACAAAAGAAGACAUGUCGACAAAACCUUCGUAAAAAAAGUUCUGAAAAGUUGUUGUUACAAGACAAAAAUCUAUUGAUUUGGAAAAUCGAUGCUUCAUUUCUUAACCAGCAUCAAGCUUUGCUUUUAUUAUCGGAUGUACAAUCAAUAGAGUGAAUAUAAAGAAAUGAAGAACAAAAUAAUAUGAAAGUGAAAGAUCCUGAUGACACAACUUCAUUUUUAAAGAAUAAGCUUAAGAAUGUUUGUGUGUCGACCAUCAUGAAGUCAAUGGUCAAUAGUAGCCACAACAACAGUGCUACAACUACUGCUACUUUUAAUAACUAUGAAGGCACUCAGAGAGCACAACCCUCCGCCAAGCAGCGUGAGUCAACCCCAACAUCAUCUCCCAAUACUCUUGGAAUAAAAAAAAAAAAAAAUCCUGGAUCCAAAUUCUAACGUGGCACAGAUGCUGAUGGCCCCCAAUGUUGAAGAGUCUGGAUCCAGAUGGUGAUUCAGAUCACUCCCAAAACACAUUUGUUCCUUGUUCCAUUUCGUAUAUUCCCUGAUAUUGUCGUCCAAAUCUGUCCAUAACUUUGAAAUUUAUUUUGAACACUGACAUAUCUACGCAUUGUUAACAUAACCUCCAUCACAGAGGUAAAAACUGCGCCACUUUUAGAAUGCCUCCCGAUCAACUGUGGUAAAACAUGGUAUCUGACUACAGUUAUUCCCAAAAAUGAACCGAGCCAGCCAGGAGUCGAACCUAGAAUCUUCUGAUCCGUAGUCAGACGCGUUAUCCAUUGCGCCACUGGCCCGUCUAUGUAGGAAGAUGGUUGUUGCUAUGGGAACAUUCAGCAUGACGUCAUGUAUCAUCGUUGAAUAUUCCUGGAUUGAGGUAGGGAUUCGGAUCGCUCCCAAAAUUGAGUCGUCUGUCCCUUGUCCCAUGUCACACAUUGGACCACAGACAAACCAACGGCGCUUGUAACGCAGUACCAGCGCCACCCUCCUAAACAGGUGGUGGCGGUAGUGCGCUGAUACAGUUGUGUGCCACCCGUCAAAAAUUGACCUGAUGUUGGAGCGUCGCUCGCUGUCGCCCCCAGCUGGACCGGAGCUCUCGCCGUCGCGGAAGAACAUGUGUCUUCACCACGGUCUUCAUCGAUCUUUCUGGCGCGGUCGGUUAAACGUGGUUGUGACGCCUAACAGCAGCUAACCCCCAGAUACACCCGGGCGCUCUGGCGGCUCGCCGCACCUCACUCACGUCGUCUUCCACGCCGCCGCAGCAAGCCGCAGCUCAUCGAGCUCGCCGAGACAUGGCUUCUGUUUCCAUCCCCGCCGGCACCACGGUCCUGCUGCUGGACAUAGAGGGCACCACCACGCCCAUCACGUUCGUCAAGGAUAUUUUAUUCCCGUACAUCCGAGAACACCUGGAGGAUCAUCUGUCGACUCACUGGGAGGAGGACGAGUGCAAGCAGGACGUCCAUCUCUUGAAGAAGCAGAUGGAGGAGGACAUGAAACAGAACCGGGCCUGUCCGGUCCACACCGUCGACCAGACGGUGCACACGGACGAGGAGAAGGCCAUCAGGGAGGUGGUGGAGAACGUUCUGUGGCAGAUGGCGGCGGACAGGAAGUCCACUGCGCUCAAGCAGCUGCAGGGUCACAUGUGGAGGUCUGCGUACUCAUCGGGGAGAAUCAAAGGCGAGGUUUACCAGGACGUGACUCCGUCCAUCAGGCGCUGGAGAGAGCUCGGCUUGAAGAUCUUCAUCUACUCGUCGGGCAGCGUGGAGGCUCAGAAGCUGCUGUUUGGACACUCUGUGGAAGGAGACUUGUUGGAGUUGUUUGACGGUCACUUCGACACCAGCAUGGGGGCAAAGGUCGACGGGAAAAGCUACGAACGAAUCGCAGAGAGGAUCGGAUGCCAACCCGAAGAAAUCACCUUCCUGACAGACGUUACGCGAGAGGCCAAGGCCGCUGAAGACGCCGGCGUCAACGUGGUGAUCGUGGUCCGGCCCGGGAACCUGGAGCUGACGGAUGAAGAGCGAGCGAGCUACAGUCUCAUCACGUCCUUCAGCCAGCUGGAGCCGACUGGUCGCGGCUAACACGCCUCGCCCCCAAACCAGCACAGGAACUCAUGAGAAUCCAGUCACUGGUGGAACACUGACACGUAGACGCAACUCGACAGCACCACCUGCUGGUUUCACUCCUCACCUUGUGUGUCUGUGCCCCGUGUGCCAACAGGUCCGUGUCUGUUGUCAAGCAGCCGAUUCAAAGUGGAAUAAAUCCUCCUC
This is a messenger RNA of Synchiropus splendidus (mandarinfish), 2982 nucleotides long. It is a transcript of the gene enoph1, whose product is annotated as enolase-phosphatase 1. Gene Ontology annotation, molecular function: acireductone synthase activity; magnesium ion binding. The transcript is spliced from 6 exons. NCBI's taxonomy places the organism in Eukaryota, Metazoa, Chordata, Actinopteri, Syngnathiformes, Callionymidae. The record is from RefSeq and is a predicted model, not a curated record. Bases 2008 to 2793 code for a protein of 261 amino acids.